AUGGAAUUACUUGGUUGUAAAGCUGCUGAAACACCUAUAGAGCCUAAUUUAAAAUUGAAGCCAGCUGAACCAGAAAAUAUAAUGGACAAAGGGAGAUAUCAGCGGUUGGUAGGGAGGCUAAUCUAUUUAUCCCAUACACGCUCGGAUAUAGCCUUUGCUGUGAGCAUGGUAAGCCAGUUUAUGCAUUCACCUGGUCAAGAACACAUGGAUGUUGUCUUUAGAAUCCUAAGGUACUUGAAGGGGUCGCCUGGGAAAGGGUUACUCUACAAAAAGCAUGGACAUCUUCAAGUAGAAGCUUAUACAAAUGCGGAUUGGGCUGGGAAUGUCAUGGAUAGAAGUUCAACAUCUGGGUAUUGUACUUUUGUUGGCGGAAACCUGAGGCUGAUUCCCUGUACAUUUGAUAAUACAAUAUAUUCAAACACUUUAACUGGGUCCUCUGCAAUACUCCCUCAACCUGUUAUGCAAGAAUGGAAAGCCAUCACUAGGCAUCGCUUAUUGGAGCGAUAUGGCAUGACCGAAGGCUAUCUUGUUGGGACACCUGAUGAGUUCAAGUCUGCUCUUUCAGAAUCUUUCUUGGCUCGAAAAUCGGGCAUUAUUAAUGUUAUUGUUGAUCCUUACACUGGUUUAGAGAGUGGGAGACUGCAACACAAGAACUAA
Messenger RNA from Arachis ipaensis, 657 nucleotides. The record is from RefSeq and is a predicted model, not a curated record. NCBI's taxonomy places the organism in Eukaryota, Viridiplantae, Streptophyta, Magnoliopsida, Fabales, Fabaceae.